Messenger RNA from Paramuricea clavata, 1545 nucleotides. The record is from the annotation of a GenBank genome assembly. Lineage: Eukaryota; Metazoa; Cnidaria; Anthozoa; Malacalcyonacea; Plexauridae.
AUGAGACUAGUUACGUUGGAUAGAGACUUUAUUAAAGUGUGGGAUGUGAGAACUAAAGAUCUUUUAGUAGAAGUUGAGAAUGCGAUUGGGGCAAAAUUUUGUCGGUUUAGUAAGUGUAACUCAUACAUUCUUGCUGGUAAUUCGAAACCAUAUUUCAGUAUUAAGUGUGCUUUAUUUCAUUCUAAAACGUUGGAUAUGUUAAAAGCUGGCGACAUAUGUGGUGACACUUGUUUGACGUAUAAAGAUAAUUAUCAAAUGAUUUCACCUUCUUUUAACGAUAGCUUCAAUGCAAGCAUUAGGAUUGAGCAUAUCCACUUUCCAACUGCUGAAACACUACUAGUUGCAAAUAGAUGCUGUUCAAAGCCUUUCGAGUGGAAAAGUAGGAAGUGUGUUAUAUUCUCAAAAUCUUCUCAAAGUGCUUCGCCUUUAGUAGUGUACGACUUUAUAAACGAAGAAAUCAUAGACGUGUUUCAUAUCAAUUGUUUUCCCAGUCAUUGUAAAAUUAUUUACAUAUCAAAUUUGGAUGAGACACAUUUUCUUAUUUGCUUAAAUUAUUGUCACAUUUUUCUUCUGUCGUUUGAAACUUCUGCAGAGUCUCCGAGAGUUUCUUUUGUCAACAAUGCCGAUGUUAAAUGCUGUGCAUUAUCUCCAGACAAUUUGUAUUUCGCGUGCUGUUACAAUAAUAGUGUUUUGACAGUCAGAAGUGUUGAUACUGGAGAAACAUUGCAAACUGUUGUACUGAAACAACCACCAGCUGCUUGCUGGUGGUCAGAGUUGUAUCUUUGGGUGGUUUGUAAAAGUGUAGUCGUAAAAUAUCCUUAUGAUUCAACACAAAGAAAAGUCUUGGGAAACGAGCUUGAGGAAUGCACUAUAAAUUUUGAUGUGGUCCUUAAAUUUGCAAAAGAUGCACUGGUCAUUCGUUAUGCUUGGGAAAUCUCCAUUUUAAGAUUUUGUAACGAAAAGCUUUGUCCUCAACAAAUAUCUGAUUCGGAAUCUUUUCUGCAUUCUGCUACAACUGCUAUAAUAAGUUCAGAUGGGUGUGCUGUUUUGUUGUAUGACGAGCACAAUUCAGAUUAUCAAUUGUGGGAGAUAGCAUGUAAGAAUAGGUGGGAAUUGCAUUCAGCUGGAAGGUUCGAUGGUCGUCGCGUACGGUGGCUGUUCUUAACUGGGACAAAGAACUCUCGAAGUUCCGUGUGGUUAUACUUAGGCGAAGAUGAUAUUGAUAGUGCUUUUCAUUUAUCUUCCGUUGACUUCUCAAAUAGUGUGCACCGUAGUACGCAUAAACGCACUUUGUCUGUAGUCUGUCUCACAAGAGUUAUUUAUGGAGACUCCAAAUAUCUUAUUAUUGUUGAUGACAGUGACUGGAUACAUUUUGUUAAGGUGGCAGAUGGUAAAAUCACUACUUCCUUAUAUUUAGGCGAGUUAGCUAGUUUGCGGUGGAAUGUAUCUUCAUUCUACAUCACCUCCCGAAGCUUACUCCUUUUGGUUGGGAAAACCGACAUCAAUAUUUUUAAAAUUCACAAUAUUGAGAAUUAUUCACUUUAG